ACGGCGGAAGUAAUGGAGUAAAACAUUGUUAAAUUGUGCGGGAAAAAAACUAAAAAUAUCUUCCAGAAUGCUUUAGUUUUGCAUCUUAAAAGCCCAUAUUAACAACUUAAUCCACUUGCAUAUUUUAUUGGCUUUUUAAGACCAUGAGCGGGGGAGAAACGUCUGAUAUUUUGGAAAACAAACGAGCUGAUCAUGUGACAGGUGACGAGGUGGAGAAGAAAGAAGAUCGUGUAAGCGUGGAGAAGGAUGAACUGCCAGAUGAAAUCAAGGAAUCCCAAGAUGAAGGGAGCUUAACUGCAUCAGAAUUAAAAGCUGAGCCAUCAGAGAAGUGUGUUAGUCAUGAACUACAGCUUGAGCCAGAGGCUCACAGUAUGGAUCAUGUGGAAAAGCAUGAUGAUCAAUUGGCAAAGUCAAGUAAGGAUCAGGGCCAAGUGCACGACAAUAUUCAGACACAAGCCGAGGUUGUACAAAAUCAGCCACCACCCCCUCCCUCUGAGGAAAAUUUGUCAUCCAGCCCAAAUAAACUGUGUGCUGAUUCAAGUGAUCAUAAAGACAAUGAGACUAAAGAAGAACACAAUAAAGUUCAUAGUAGAAUGACAGCAGAAAGUUUUACCGACACUUACGAUGUUAUUUCAAGAAAAGAAGUCCAAAAUUUGAAUAAAUGGGAGAGUAUCCACCAGGACUGUCUCUCAGAGAUCCCUCCAAUUGAUCCUGGUGCCUUGCAAGACAUUGAAAGAAAAGCAAAGGAGGUUGCAAGUAAUUUGGACCAUUUAUUACAUACUUUGAAUAACAGUCUCAAGUCUAUGUCUGUUGUAGGGGUACAGGGCACGGAUACUUAUAAGUCCACUGUUGAAAAUGCUGAAGUAACAGUAGAUGCUUCUAUUAAGAGCAUGCAUGCCUUGAUAGCCAAGUGCGAAGAGCUUCAUUCUUAUAUGGGACCUCUUUAUUCAAUGUCAGCUCAGAUCAAGGACAUCAAAAGAACAUUGGAUGUAUUUGAGUCUGUAUGUAAAUAGAUUAAAGGGUGUGCAUGUUCCUUAUUGUGGUCCAGUAGUAGAUUGUAGGCACCUGCAGUCAUAUUUGCCUUCAGCAGUCAUAAUUUCACUAGCUCUACAGAAUACACUUUUUUUUUUACACG
Actinia tenebrosa (Australian red waratah sea anemone) is the source of this 1135-nucleotide messenger RNA. RefSeq lists its product as uncharacterized. Gene Ontology annotation, cellular component: BORC complex. The record is from RefSeq and is a predicted model, not a curated record. NCBI's taxonomy places the organism in Eukaryota, Metazoa, Cnidaria, Anthozoa, Actiniaria, Actiniidae. Gene Ontology annotation, biological process: lysosome localization.